This is a messenger RNA of Bolinopsis microptera, 2003 nucleotides long. Its product is annotated as complement receptor type 2-like. NCBI's taxonomy places the organism in Eukaryota, Metazoa, Ctenophora, Tentaculata, Lobata, Bolinopsidae. Bases 282 to 2003 code for a protein of 573 amino acids. The record is from RefSeq and is a predicted model, not a curated record. The transcript is spliced from 11 exons.
CAAUAGAGAUUGUUUGUAAGCGAGGUUACAGAAAGAAUUACGACAACAUCGUCAGAUGUAUAGCUGGAUCACAAACUGUGCCUGCAGCCCUACCAACUUGCCAUGCCCAGCCCUGCAAGUUACCCAGUAUACAGUACAGUGACGUGACGUCACAGCGUCAGCUAGCCCCCGGGGCGCAAGUGACUGUCUCAUGUAACAGAGGAUACCAGAUAUCAUCUUCUAGUGUAGUGAAAUGUGUUACUGACGAUAUCUUUAAAUCUUCUCUUCCUUCGUGUAUUGCGAUGCCCUGCCCGAAGCCCGGCUCCAGGAUACCAAACGGCAGGGUUCUAAACACAGGGAACAAUAUCCAGCCUGGAGCCAGACUACAUAUUCAGUGUGACCCUGAUUACACCAUCUCAUAUGAACAACACGUCACUUGUGUGACUAGCGACAUAUUUCACCCUAGCCUGCCCUCCUGCAACGACCGAGAGUGCAGUAUACCCUACAUAAGAAACGGCAGAAUCACAUCACCUGCUACCUCUGGGAGUGUAUCACCUGAUACCACGAUCAGUAUCUCCUGUGAUAUAGGAUAUGAUCUCGUCGGUAGGAAAAGGAUCCAGUGUAUCAGAGCGAACACUUUCUCACCUGAUCUUUCCACCGUAUCUUGUAGAGCAAGACCAUGCCUCCUAGCAUCAGCACCUCGCCACGGCACCUUCACGACAAGUCAGGCAGAGCCGGGAGAUGUGAUCUCCCUGUCAUGUGAUCCCAACUACCAGCUCAGCUUCUCUGAUUCGGUCUACUGUGUCACUGACAACCAGUAUAGAGUCCGGGGAGAAUCCGGCGGACUGCCUACUUGUAUUCCACUGCCCUGUCCUGCUCCUGAGUUAGAGAACGGAGCAGCACUGGGACCGGUGACCCCAGGAGAUCCUCUAACUGUGUCCUGUAAUACCGGAUACGUGAUAUCCAGUCAGCAGUCCGUAACAUGUGUAGCCGGACAGAUCUUCUCUCCUCAGCUUCCUCGGUGUCAGGCCCAGCCUUGUCCAGUUCCGAGGACGAUCCUCCACUCCCUACCCAGCACGGUAUCACAUGUACAACCAGGUGAUCUGCUCCAAAUCACGUGUGAUCCCAACUACCAGCUAACUUCUCAUAGUGUCACGUGUGUUACCCUCAGCCGGUUCAGUAACAGUCUCCCCACUUGCAGAGCAACAAACUGCAGACUGCCCAGUGUGCCACACGGACAAUGGUCGGACAGUACCCUGACCCCCGGACAGUCCGGACAGCUGGAAUGUACCUCUGGGUACACUGGUACCGGUACAUCUCAACUUGUUAGGUGUAUCAGUGGCAAUAAACUUUAUCCCGGGACUUUGGACGCUGCUUGCGUGGAGAACUGCCAAGUUGACGCCCAAAUAGCCAGUAACAGAUACUUGGAACCGGAGACCAGUGAGCCGGUGAGACCAGGUGAUAAGGUGAGGGUGAGGUGUAACCCGGGGUUUGAACACGUGGUGAGGAGCGAGGAGGUGCUGACCUGUGUCACCGGCACUAUUUUCCAGCCUACUGCUGUCCGCGGUUGUAGAGCGGUACCGUGUCGGGUACCACAUGGUCCACAACACGGCAGAUACACGACAUCCCGGACCACACUGCAACCCGGAGAUGAGCUCACGGUCACGUGUGAGGCUGGGUACCACGUGACUGGCCCACGUGCUGUGACGUGCGUUACUGCGGAAACAUUCAGCGGUGAUAUCCCCGCCUGUAGACCUGGACCGUGUCCUGUACCCACUAUCAUCAACGGAACAGCACUCCACAGCUCUCCAGUCUUACAACCUGACCAGAAGCUCGAGUACAGGUGCCUAGAAGAUAUCAGUCAAAAUAAAUUAUCAGUCCAAAUCUUUAUUUUCCUUCCAACGACCAUCGCUUAUAAUAAUGGUCGUUUCAGGGGAAUUUUGGGGCAAAUCGUCGCAUAUCAUAUUUUCCUUUGGAUCUUUAAACCGGAAAUGCUGGCAGCACAUUCACUGUUUUACUACUAA